AAUACAGCAGUAUGGUAUAGAUAGAUGAAUAGAUAGAAACAUAGAUGGAUAAGAAUGAAAACCAUGCGCGUGGAAAAAAAAUAGAGAAGAAGAAAGGAACAAGGUAUGGUUGGUUCUGAAGAAACGUAUAAAAUGCUUCUACGAAGACAUAGAGUAACGUUAAUCAAUAAAAAUAGACAUCUUGUCGACUAAUCGGAAAUAAAUCUAUUUCUAAGUAGAGGGAGAUAAAAGUAAGUAGUUAAGAAGAAUGAAGUUUGAGUAAACGAUUUAUAUGAUCAUACUGUGAAAAAAGAUAAAAAACAAAAGAGUGAAGAAAAAAUAAAGAAAGAAGAGAGAUUAAAGAAGAAAAAAAGAAAGAAAUAGAACUAAUUAAAAUAGAACAUUUGAAGCGUAUAUAAUUUUGAAAGCGGACGAUUGGCCGGCCUGAAGGGAUUUGGCAGUUGCCCCAAGAUGGCGAACUCGGUUGGCGUGCGACGGGCACGAGCUGAAAAGUAUCGAGAACGCGAGAAAUUCGUGAUCCUGUGUUAAACCAGGAGUACCAAGGACAUUCGUGGAAAGAAGAAUAUUCAGUGAGAAGAAGGGAUCGCUCAGACACGAGAGGAAUAAAAUCGUACUUGUAAAAGGUACGAAAUGAGUUCAGUAAUUGUGCCCGUUUCUUAUUAUCCCUUUGGAAAAUUUUGGGAAAGCAAAUACGUGUGCCAGCCUAUGCCGCAUGAUUUAUUCCAGAGAACGUUUUCUCGUAUCUAAGGGAAAGAAAUAAUUGAAAAAGAAAAUCAGCGUUAGGAUUAAAACGAAUAAAAGAAGAAAUAAACGAGAAGUAGUUAUUUGAAUGAACUGGAAGUGAAAGACAAAUAAUAUAAUUUAUUUAUUAGUAGAUAAAAGAAUAAAGUUAAAAAAAAAAGAAAAUUAUCAAUAAUUACGGAAAAACCAAAGGAGACAUGGCCACGAUGGCUGGUAGUGAGUACACAUCCGUUAAGGAUUUCUACAGAGAUCGUUCAAUUUUUAUCACUGGCGGUACCGGUUUCAUGGGAAAAGUUCUUGUUGAGAAGCUGCUACGUUCGUGUCCGGGUAUUAAAAAUAUUUAUUUACUUAUGAGGCCAAAAAACGGACAAGAUGUACAGCAAAGGUUACAAGAACUUCUUGACGUACCGUUAUUUGAAAAGCUACGACGUAGUUUUCCUCGUGCUCUUUCAAAAAUCGUGCCUGUAGCAGGAGAUGUUACGGAACAAGAACUCGGCAUCUCGGAAGAGGAUAGACAGACACUGAUACAAUGUGUAUCGAUCGUCUUUCAUUCGGCCGCCACCGUAAAAUUCGACGAGGCCUUGAAACUUUCGGUCACUAUAAAUAUAUUAGGUACCCAACGUCUCAUUCAAUUGUGCCAUCGAAUGCACAAAUUGGAGGCUCUUAUUCAUGUAUCAACGGCAUACUGCAACUGCGAUCGGGAGGAUGUAGCUGAAGAAAUAUAUCCACUUGCGAAAGAUCCCGAACAAGUGAUUUCCUGGACCAAGUCAAUGGAUGACGAGAUGAUCGAUGAAUUAACACCGAAAUUGAUCGCUAAUCGACCAAAUACUUAUACUUUUACCAAAGCUUUAGCGGAAAAAAUGCUUCAAGGAGAAAGUGGUUCUCUACCUGUCGCAAUUGUUAGACCAUCGAUUGUAUUAUCAGCCUUAAAAGAACCAGUCGCUGGUUGGAUAGAAAAUUGGAAUGGUCCUACUGGGAUUAUUGCGGCAGCUGGUCAAGGCUUCUUUAGAACAAUGUUAUGUGAUGAGAAUAAAGUAGCUGAUUUAAUUCCAGUCGAUAUAGUGAUCAAUUUAAUGAUAUGUGCUGCGUGGAAAACUGCAACAGAUCGUACAGGCACUAUCACUAUUUACAAUUGUUGUUCUGGCCAACAGAAUCCUAUCACCUGGAAAGAAUUUGUUGAUUUAUCCUUUAAAUACAGUCGGAUGCAUCCAGUAAACAAUGCAUUUUGGUAUCCAGGUGGUCGUUGCCGUAGUUCCAAAUUUUUCAAUAAAGUGUGUAUAAUCUUCCAGCACAUGCUGCCUGCUCACACUUUAGAUUUUCUAGCUCGUCUGAAGGGCUCACGACCUAUAAUGGUUCAUAUACAGGGGAAACUUACCAAAGCCACUAAAUGCUUGGAAUACUUCAGUACGAAUCAAUGGAACUUUAGGGAUUCUAAUGUAAGGAGAUUAGGAGAACAACUGAGCUUAGAAGAUCGGCAGACAUUUAUGUUCGACGUCAAACAGAUUGAUUGGCCGUCGUACUUGGAACAUUAUAUAUUGGGAAUUAGACAAUUUAUUAUGAAACAGAACCCAAACACACUGCCAGUUGCCCGCUCACAUAUUAGAAAAUUAUAUUGGCUUCACAAAGCAGUACAGUUUGGAAUGCUGUUAACAGUACUACAUGUUCUGCUGUCAUAUAGAUCUACGGCCCGUUCUGCCUCUUAUUUAGUCUUGUCUAUCAUACUCCGUAUAUGCCGCAUGAUUGUUUGACGGCUCAGAACUCCGGCCAACGAAUGUGAUAAAUACAAUACAAAGCAGAAGCUAAUCAUGGAGCAUAAUUUAAAGGUGCGAAUUGUUCUUCGACCAUAUUACUUAGCCUCCCCGACGAUAAAGCGCUAUCUUUGCUCCCAUGAGUUGGCCUUUUCGACAUUUCUAUUUGUUCGUAAAUAUUAGUAAUGACUAGGAAUUAUUUAAUAAAGAGUGUCGGUUACCGAGCUAUGAAAGAACAAGGUACGA
This is a messenger RNA of Polistes dominula (European paper wasp), 2735 nucleotides long. RefSeq names its product fatty acyl-CoA reductase 1 (gene FAR1). The record is from RefSeq and is a predicted model, not a curated record. Gene Ontology annotation, molecular function: alcohol-forming very long-chain fatty acyl-CoA reductase (NADP+) activity. Lineage: Eukaryota; Metazoa; Arthropoda; Insecta; Hymenoptera; Vespidae. Gene Ontology annotation, cellular component: peroxisome. Gene Ontology annotation, biological process: long-chain fatty-acyl-CoA metabolic process.